Prunus persica (peach) is the source of this 1716-nucleotide messenger RNA. Its product is annotated as AP2-like ethylene-responsive transcription factor BBM1. The record is from RefSeq and is a predicted model, not a curated record. Gene Ontology annotation, biological process: regulation of DNA-templated transcription. The transcript has a single exon. Gene Ontology annotation, molecular function: DNA-binding transcription factor activity; DNA binding. Lineage: Eukaryota; Viridiplantae; Streptophyta; Magnoliopsida; Rosales; Rosaceae. The coding region runs from base 52 to 1383 and encodes 443 amino acids.
UAGAAAUGAGAAAAGGAAAGAUUUUUAAAAUAGUAGGUGGAAAAGGGAAGAAUGGUCUUCCACAGAAUGACAUCUGCAAUGUCCUUUUCCUUGCCCUUGCCUCUCUCUCUCUCUCUCUCUCUCUCUCAUGAUUAUAUAUCAGUCUUUAAAAGCCUUCCUACAACUUCCACAUUCUUCACCAUUCAAAAACCAAAACCCAACUCAUUCAUCCAACCGCAUUUUUGGCUUUGCUUCUCUAGAAGUAGCGCAUUUUCUCUAGUGCUUCUUUCUACUUGUAACUCUACCGUGCCAAUGUCCACCUCCAAAACCUCAGAUAAACCCUUUAAAGCUCAUGAGCAGGGCCAGGCACAGAUGGGUUUUGCUUCUGUGCUUCAGAGGAACACACCUCCCUCUCAGUCUGGUGAGAGAAGGGGCCGAAGAAAGCAAGCAGAGCCAGGGAGGUUUCUUGGGGUGAGGAGAAGGCCUUGGGGAAGAUAUGCUGCUGAAAUUCGAGACCCUAGCACUAAAGAAAGGCACUGGCUUGGCACAUUUGACACUGCUCAAGAAGCAGCUCUGGCUUAUGACAGAGCUGCUCUGUCCAUGAAAGGCUCACAAGCAAGAACCAACUUCAUUUAUUCUGACAACACCACUUUUCACUCUCUCCUAACACCGUUUGAUCUCCAAAACCUUUUACCACAACAAUCACAGUUUUUCUCAGCUGCCAAACAACAACCCACCAAUCACAACAGUCCACCUCAUCAGUCUGGCAUUUUUCAGAAUGAUCAAACUCAAAACCCCAAUAUCAGGUCCAAUAACAUUAACACAUGUGGAGCUGAAACCUCUCGUGGUUCAUCUGCACAUGAUGGGGAUGAUGAUGAUUUCUUUUUCUCCAAUGGUUCUAAUUCUAACUCAGGCUACUUGGCCUGCAUAGUUCCUGACAACUGCUUGAGGCCUCCUUCUGAAUCUGAUCAUCAUGCCACUAAUCACAGAAGCUCCAAAACCAGUGACUUCAAUAUUGAUCAAGAUUGUAGCUUUGCAAACACUAACUCCAUUGAAACCAAAUCACAUUGUCUAGAUGUUAUGAAUGUGCAAGCUGCAUUAAUGGCUUCUAACACUAGCCCUUCUGGAGAUCAGCUUCCUAGCUUUGAUGGAUUCAGCCAUGGAUUCUGGGACAACCAGCAGCCAAUAUGGGAGUUGCAUUCAAGAGAGCUGUCUGCGGCCAUGGUGGACAAUCCGUUCAUGAUUGAAGAUGGAUGCAUGGGAGGAGCUUUGUAUCCAAUCGUCGAAAAUUCUAGUUUUGGCUUAAUACCUCAGGCAACUACUUCUCCUUCUUCGUUCUCUUGCUCUCCAUCAGUUCCUCCUUUUGGUGAUGCAGUCUUUGAGUUUGGCCAGUCACUCUUUUGAUUAACUUUUGGUGGGUGCAUCCAUGGAUUGUCAAGUGAAUUUAAUUUAUGUGCAUGCACUCUUUUGUUUGUUCGUUUUUUUUUUUUUUUUUUCUGUCUUGGGUUUUUUUUUCCCUUCUUCUUGCAACUCCUUCUUUCAUUGUAACUACCCUAAAAAAACCUCCAUUGGAGCCAUUUGAGGAGGAGAUUUAGAUCAAUGUUUACUAUGGCUCUUACAAGUUUUAAUGGAAAUUGUUUGAAAGAAAUCUAGUACUACUUUAUGAAGUCUUUGUCACAUAUAUCUUUUGCACCCAUGGCAUUUCAUAAUACUGCCUAUAGCUUAGCUCUUUAUGGA